Messenger RNA from Brassica napus (rape), 2440 nucleotides. RefSeq lists its product as uncharacterized. The record is from RefSeq and is a predicted model, not a curated record. The coding region runs from base 624 to 1133 and encodes 169 amino acids. The transcript is spliced from 2 exons. Lineage: Eukaryota; Viridiplantae; Streptophyta; Magnoliopsida; Brassicales; Brassicaceae.
AUUUUCAAGUUUGGUUUUCGGUUUCAUUAGAACGAUUUAGAGCUUCACAUUACGUAUUUAGUCAGUCUGUUGCAUCGCUAAUUGCAUGACACUUUAUAUUCUUUGCACUGGUUAUAAAUAGCCAGGCGCUUGAAGAUUCUGUAUGUAGCUUCGGUACCGACAUUUUCACUAGCUGAGUUGAAGCUGAGAAUGAGGUAAUAUUUGGGUCCUAUCUUCUUAAUUAGCUUUAAUUAUCUUAGGAGAGCAAAAAUGUCUUUAGCCUAUUUAGAAAAGCCCAAAUAUAUUGUUGAUUUAGUUAAGCCCAUAUAUAUAUUCGCGUGGGGGAUAAUAAUUAGAUAUUUAGUUUAGACUUGUGCAAGAUUGUUAACUAAUAUAAAUAUUAAUAACUUUCCUUAUUAUUCAAACCAAUUUCUUGCGCCGGUUGAUAUCAUAUUUAUUACAUUACUUGCACAAGUUAAAAUCAUAGCAUAUGCAAAUCACUUUUUGACAAUACACAUUUAAUAUCUUUCUUUAAACGAUUUCAUUCUUUAUUAGGGGUCAUUAAUAUGAUAAAUAAAUCGCCUUUAUAUAUAUAGGAGACACCCGAAUGCUUAAAAUACAAACAUUCAGCUCUUACAAGAACAAUGGCAAUGGUGCGAGCAUCCAAAAACAUUGUUUCUUAUGUUAGAGAAUUAAAACCCCGUAAAGAUACGUCGCGUAUUGAAGUUAGGAUUGUUCGCUUGUGGAGAAACUAUAACAAAGAAUCAGGAAACACCAUUGAAAUGGUUUUUGUUGAUAAAGAAGGGACAAGAAUUCAUGCUUCAGUUGGUGAACAACUCAUCAAAAAAUUCGAUGACAAGCUACGCGAGGGAGAUGCGAUUGUCGUCCAGUUGUUCAAAGUGUACGAUGCUAUUGGUGAAUACCGUACAACGCCACAUCCGUACAAAAUUGGCUUCUUUCAAACAACAUUUGUUGGUAAAGCUGAUGAUUUUCCAAGUGCAGUUCUCAAAAAGUAUUUCGCGGACUUCUCUGAUAUUCUUGGUGGAAAUCUUGAUCAUAGUUGUUUGGUUGGUGAGUUAGUUUCUUACACAGUUAAAGAGUCUUUCACUUUUGUUAUACUUGUUCCUUAUUUGACGCUUGUUUUUGUUAUGUAGAUGUGGUUGGCCAAAUAGUUAACUUCGGGUCUCUGGAAAACAAAAUAAUAAAAGGAAAAGAUAACAUGAGGCUCUUGAUUGAGUUGCGUGACCCAAAGUAAGACUAAGUUUUUAAUCGUAAUAAUAAUUUUGCUAGCUAAACAUCUAUAAUCUGUAUUUAACUUAAGUUUAUAUUAUACAGUAAUGUGAAGAUGAUGUGUACUCUGUGGGGUUGUUAUGCUAAACAAGUAUACAAUUACAGUAGGAGUAACAUGUCCACCAUGAUUAUUUGUGUUAUCAGAUUCUCUUCUGUUAAAGAGUGGAAAGGUAUAUAAUAUUGUUUCAAUUUGUGGAAAACUAUUACUCGCAUAACAUAUUAAUAAGAUCAAAAUACUUUGUAGGUGCUUACUCCAUAUCUAGCGGGUAUAAUUCAAUCCAUAUUUUGCUCAACCCAACACUUGAAUUUAUUUAGGAGUUCAAAGCAAGGUACGUCUCCUGCGUCUUACGUUCCAGACCUAUUGAGGACUUCAAUACAUCUAGAUUUUUAUUUUAAUUUUUGAAUGUCAUUUUUAACUGAAACAUUUUUAAAUUAUGUGUGAUUAUUUGAUUUGGCAGUCUCCCUGAUGAUUCACUUGCUCUUACAAAGAACGAUAGUAGCCAAUGGUCUGUUGGUACUGCUACAUCUAUUUGUGCCAGGUUUUUUGUUCUUAAUGAGAGGCUAACCAUAAGAGAGAUCAUUGAUAGUACUCUGGUAUAUGGACUACACCCUUCACUUUUUUAAUUUUUUAUACAUGAGUAUACUCCAUGUGUUAUCAAUGCUUUUAACAUAUUGUCAUUGACGAAUAGGUUGGCACUUUUGUCACUCUGGAGUCUAUUGAAACAAUUGAUACUGAACGUGGCUGGCAAUGUUUAAGUUGCAAAUACCACAACAAAAAAGUGAUGCCUACAACCAAUGUUGAUGACAAUGAUUGAUGACAAUGACCGGCCCUUGUUCUUCUGCAAUACAUGUGAUAAAGAACACAGUGAUGUCAUUUCCAGGUAUUGUGCGGGUUAGAUAUACACACAUUUUAGUUAGGUAGUUCGUCAUGGAAAUAUUCUGUGAUGUUUAUUUAUUUUUGUUUUCAGGUUCAAAUUAAUUGCUCAUGUUAAGGACGACAGCGGUGAGGCUAAUUUUCUUUUGUUUGAUGCUAAUACUCAACAAAUUGUGCGUCAUUCUGCCGCUGAACUCUAUGACGAGGUACUUUUAGUAAUUCCUAUUUACAUUAAUUAACACCAUAAAUUCUUUUAUUGCGUUAUCUCUAUGUAAUUGUAGAAUGAAGAUGAAGACU